Molecule: messenger RNA, 1727 nt
Organism: Mytilus californianus (California mussel)
Lineage: Eukaryota; Metazoa; Mollusca; Bivalvia; Mytilida; Mytilidae
Exons: 6
Coding region: 506-1075 (189 amino acids)
Source: RefSeq, a predicted model, not a curated record
UUUAUUUCCUACCCAUCAAAGAUCACCAAAGCUCCUAUUUAAUUUGGAUGCGAUUGGUUUUCAAAGAUUCAAUAUACUGCCGUAAAAUCUAACUGGGAUCACGUGGUGUCAAUGGAUGCUUAAUUAUGAAAGGCCAAUUUAAAUAAACCGACAAAAGAGUAUAACUUGAACAUCGAAUCUAGCUUAGAUACGAAAACAUUUAAAUAUUGCAAUAAUAAUAACUCAACAGAUGGACUUACAUUUCCGUUUACGUAGAUCAGUACAUUAAUAAAUUCAUUACAAAAGUAAAUACCAGUGUUUGUAAUUUCACUUUGGACGAAGCUAAAUAAGCGGAAGCAUUAAAAGGCGGGAAACAUUCGGAACCCACGUUUUUCAAAGGUGUUGUAAAUUUGCAAACUAUUUAAGAAACAACACGUUUUAACAAAAUUACUGACGACAAAAGACUUUUUGGGAAUUUCAACAUCAAGAACUAAUUUAAGUAACAAGAAAUUACAGUUUGUUGGAUAUGGUUGAAACUUGCAUGUGGUUAUUAAUAACAGCUAUUUUAUUUCUGACGACCUCGGCAGCAGUCGAAGACGACGUUCGGAACAGAGGGAAACAACUUAUACAGCAGCUAGAUGACGUCCGCCAUAACUUAAAAACAGUAACAGAGUCUUUAGAAAAACUUUCUGACGUCAUUGAAGAAGAAUGUACUUGGGGAGGAGGAAUGUCCGACGAAAUGUGUUCAACAGUAGAUAUCGAUGAAAUACAAAGGAGCUUUCAAGUAAUACAUGAUAGAAAUAGUCCAGGAAAAAGAUCUGUCCCAAGUAUGGACCCUUCACUUCGACAAUUUCUUCAAGACCUUUUACGAAAGAAAGAAAUGAUCCAAAGACUAAAACAUAUCCUGACAUACGCUGACAAUGCAGUUCAUGAAGAAAGGAAGAAGAGUUGUCAGUUAAAUCUUGGUUUCCACUGCCAGACACAAGAGUAUUCCGCCAUUGCUGACAUGUUUAACUUCCUGGGUAGUGGCAGAAGUCCAGGGAAAAGACGACGACGAUCUAUUCAACAGAUUCUGAAAACAAAACAAACAUCAUAAACACAAUGUAUAUCAGCGAUUUCAAAUUUUCUUUUAAUUAAAUCACUUUACAUUUAUUUUGAAUGCCAAUAAUUUGAUGAAUGUUACGUCAGGAAAUUUCUCUUUAUGACAGAUCAGUACGUAAAUAAACAAAUAUUGUUCUAUGUUAUAAGCACAUUAUAUGUUAUAGCGUAUUUCCUUUCACUUUAGCCGUUUAUAUACACGUGGUCGACACAAUUUUGAACAUGAACACGAGCACAUACUUCUUUUGUGCAGUAUUAAAAUCAGGUAUUUUUCGAACUUAUACUUCUCAAAAUUACACGUGUGAAUAAAUACAAAUAAUUUUUGUGGUAUUUUGCCUAGUUUAAUAAUUAAGAUUAAUAAAUGAAAAUUUUCUUUAAACUUUUAUUCCAUUCCACAACUUACUUUACUUUUGUAACUUUUACUUCUGAUUUAUUUAUUUGUAAUAAUGUGUUAUAUUGUAGAUUGAUAUUUUCUAGUAUAAUACAAUUUGUUAUUUAAUAUUAAUAUUUGUAAUUUGUGCAAUAUUCUUUAACAUUGUUUUCAUUUGCAAUAAAGUUUUAAAUUUUCUCAUUUAUGUAUAAAAAAUUUGUAUCGGAUAUAAUUAAAAGAAAAGUACAAUGCUGUUAAAAAGGACUUUUCUCAAAAUCGA